AUGCUCGGCCUCGAAGCGGUCGACCUCAACCUGACGAAACCUCCUCGAAAAGCAUCCUCGACGCUCGACCCGCGUUUCGAGCGUUGGCGUUCGUGGCCUACAUCGGGAAAGUGGCCGGCGCCGAUGCCGAGCAAUGCCCAACAUCCAAUGGGCCUAUCCAUGGCCGUUAAGGCCUUCGUUGUCGCCGGUAUCAAUACUACCGUCGCAAGGAAAGAAGGUCUAGCCGACGUCGUAAAAUUCGAGCGCGUCCCGCAGAUAGACGAAGGUAGCGGCGGUGGCGGAGAAGUCCUUUGGGAACCUGCAGAGCGGAUAUUCGCCGUUCCUGGCAGGUCGAGUCCGCGAUUCAUCCCAAGGGUUGACCCGCUGGUCACCGAGAUGCCCGAGAGACGUCGUGGGCGUCGUAUGUAG
Molecule: messenger RNA, 408 nt
Organism: Schizophyllum commune H4-8
Lineage: Eukaryota; Fungi; Basidiomycota; Agaricomycetes; Agaricales; Schizophyllaceae
Exons: 1
Coding region: 1-408 (135 amino acids)
Source: RefSeq, a predicted model, not a curated record